AAGAGCGUCCGGUUUAAACACAGAAACAAACUCCUCCGGUACAUCUGUGGGUCCGGAAGCUGAAACUGACGGGUUUAGUCUAAUUCUCGGUCCCGGUUGAGAUCAGAGUCAUCAGGAUGGAUGAUUCUCACCGUAACGGAGAAGUUACGAAGGUUUCUGAGACGCUGGAGAGGUCUCUGACCAUCGAUUCAGACGACAGGAUGGAAAAAUAUCAGCGAUUGAUUCAGAACGGUAAAGAUGUGGCCAGACGAGGGGACAUGGACAAAGCACUGGAGUUCUUCAAACUGGCGAACAACAUUCACCAAAGUCAGAAACUGGAAAUCAGGAUCAAGAAGAUUGAGGAACUAAUUGCUCAGAAUGACUCUGAGGAAGAAGACGAUGAGUUUGUCAGCGUGAACAACAGCGGUUUGAUGCUUUUUAAAGAGCUGCAUGACAAACUGUACGACUACCAGCGGGACGGUGUUGCCUUCCUGUACAGCCUCUACAGGGACGGACGUAAAGGCGGCAUCCUGGCCGAUGAUAUGGGCCUCGGAAAAACCAUUCAGGUGAUUUCGUUCCUCUCCGGGAUGUACGACAAUGAGCUGGCUAAACACACUCUGCUGGUCAUGCCAACAUCCCUCAUCACAAACUGGACCAAGGAGUUUGCUAAAUGGACUCCAGGCAUGAGGGUCAAGGAGUUUCAUGGCAUCAGCAAAGGGGAGAGAACCAGGAACUUGGAGAAGGUCCAGAGGAGGAGCGGCGUCCUCAUCACCACCUACACCAUGUUAAUGAACAACUGGGAGCAGGUGUCAUCGUACCACGGCAGAGAGUUCACCUGGGACUACAUGAUCCUGGAUGAAGCCCACAAAAUCAAAAACACUGGCACCAAGACAGCCAAAAGUGUCUAUGCCAUCCGGUCCAAAAACAGAGUUCUGCUCACAGGAACUCCGGUCCAGAACAACCUGAGAGAAAUGUGGGCUCUCUUUGACUUUGCCUGCCAGGGAGCUCUGCUCGGCACCGCUAAAACCUUCAAAGCAGAGUACGAGAACCCCAUCACCCGGGCCAGGGAGAAGGAUGCCACUCCAGGAGAAAAGGCUCUCGGGAUGCGGAUGUCUGAGACCCUCAUGACCACAAUCAAACCCUACUUCCUCCGCAGGACCAAAUCAGAAGUGCAGAAAAACAGAAAAAAUGGCAUAAAUUCAUGCAAAGAGAAACAUUUGGACAACAAUGUCCCAAAUGUGCAAAAAGUCUGUGGAGCCAUGAUGCCCGAAUUGACGAGGAAGAACGACCUGAUCGUGUGGACGUACCUGAGUUCUGUUCAGGAGGACAUCUACAGACAGUUCAUCUCCUUGGACCACAUCAAGGAGCUGCUGCUGACCACCAGAUCUCCUCUGGCUGAACUGAACAUGAUGAAGAAACUGUGCGACCAUCCCAGGCUGCUCUCUGCUGCCGCCAUCAGCAAGUUAGGCUUGGAGGAAAACGGAGGUGAGAGCCAGCAAGGAGACGAGGCCGACACCGACGCCCACAGCAUCGACAACAUCCCCGACGACACCUUAAUAUCGGAGUCCGGGAAGCUCGUCUUCCUGUUCGCGCUUCUGGAAAGGCUCAGAGAGGAAGGCCACCGAACGCUCGUCUUCGCUCACUACAGGAAGGUGCUGGACAUCAUAGAGCGUAUCCUCGGCAACAGAGGCUUCAAAGUGCUGAGGCUAGACGGUACGAUAACGCAGAUCGCAGAGAGAGAGCGGCGCAUCUCUUUGUUCCAGACAGAUGACCGCUACUCCGUCUUCCUCCUCACCACACAGGUUGGUGGCGUCGGCAUCACUUUGACGGCAGCUAACCGGGUGGUCAUCUACGAUCCCAGCUGGAACCCGGCAACAGACGCCCAGGCUGUGGACCGGGCGUACCGCAUCGGACAGACCGAAAAUGUCAUCGUCUACCGGCUCAUCACUUGCGGCACUGUGGAAGAGAAGAUCUACCGCCGGCAGGUUUUCAAAGACUCCCUCAUCAGGCAGAACACCGGCGACAAGAAGAACCCAUUUCGGUACUUCAGCAAGCAGGAGCUGAAGGAGCUCUUCACGCUGGAGGACACCAGGUCGUCGUCCACGCAGCUGCAGCUUCAGGAGCUUCAUUCCCGACACCGGCGGACCGACUUGGAGCUGGACGAGCACAUCGCUCACCUCCACACCAUGGAGAUGUUCGGCAUCUCCGACCACGACCUCAUGUUCUCCCUCGACGUCCACAAUGACGAGGCGCCCGAGAACCAAGUGGAGCACCAGUACAUCGAGGGGCGGGUCCAGAAGGCCCAGGAGCUGAUGAAGGCCGAGUCCGAGCUGCAGAUGCAGCUGGCAGAAAACAUGAUGUCCAGCACAGAACCAGCCUGGCUCAGACAACCAGCGGACAGCAGAGGGUCGCGUGAGAGGAAACCAAGAAGUCCUAAACAGAGUCCUGCGUGUCCACCGCAGGACCACAAGUUAAACGGGUCAGUGGUUGUAGUGGAUUUGGACCAGGACAGCCAGCAGAACCUGAGUGACCGAGUCAUCGAUCUGACAGCAGACCAGAGUGCAGCAGAAGUUCUAGAAGUCAGUCAGGAUGAAGUUCAGCCUCCAGUCAAAGAGGAGAGCAGUUACCUGGAGGCACCAGAGGAGGUGAUGGAGUCAGAUGAAGAUCCAGAAGCUGAAGAUCCAGAAGCUUCUGUUGGAGAACUGAUGGAAACAUCUGAGAUGUCCAAGGCAGCAGGUGAUGGCAGCCUCCUGGAAGCUGAACAAGAUGAACAGCAGCCAAACGGAGCUUCACCCUCUAAAUCCAGCUCCGACAUGGACUUGGGUCAUCAUCACAUCUCACCUCUGCAGAACCAAAGACUUUCUGUCCUGCAAGCUUCCAACUCCAGCUUCAGAGGAGACGCGUCCUCCAGAGUCAGCACCGGCCUCGAGUCCCUGAACAGGAACUUCCAGUUACAGCUGGACGACAGCGACGUGUCCUCAGAUGAUCCGGACACCGAAGCCGAGGAGCGACGGCUGCUGUCUCAGCUGCAGAUGGAGGGAAGUUUCGACGUCAGCAAGUCUCUGUCUGAGCGGCAGCAGAGAGAAGCUUCCAGGCAGAACGUCAGCCUCCUCGCCACCGUGGACGAGUCGGCGGACGAUUCCAUCGUGGCGACCAGGAAGAAGAGAGUGGCGGUGAUUUAUGAUAGUGAGGAGGAGGAGGAGGACGAAGAGCAGCAGCUGAUGAAGAGCCGACUGGAGAGCUCCUUCCAGGCGCUCGGAGCUUCAACGCCCAAAUCUGGUUCCACCCCUCGGAGGACCAGAAGGAGCGUCGGAGGAAACACCUCUGUGGCGUCACGUCGGUCACUGCUGCAGUCCAUCAUGGAGGACAUGAACAACCAGGAGGAGGAGGAAGAUGAAGGCCAUGAUGAUGAACGUUGUGAUGAAGCCGAGGAGAAUAACGCUGUUGGUUCCAGUGGUGAUGAGCUUCAGAUGGAGGAGACCGAAGGAGAGACUCUGAACUCAGAGGAGGAGGAUGAAGGUGAUGAAGAGGACGAUGAAGAGGAGGAUCAGUCCGAGGAGAUGAGCCUGAACUUGGAGGAGUCCAGCGGUGAUCCUGAGCUUUCUUCUUCUGAGAGGAUGGAUCGAUGCGCCGCAGAGACCGACGGGAUGGAAGACGUCUGCGAGGCCGAGAGCUACGAAUCUCUGGUGAGCAGAGGGAAGGAAUGUUUCAGCAGAGCUCAGCUGGACCAAGCUCUGGGCUUCUUCCUCAGAGCCAUCGACAUCCAGCCUGGAGACCCCGAAGUCCAGCUGAUGACCAUCCAGCUGUACCGGCAGCUCAGUCAGAGGAGGUAACCACCUUCUGAGACCAGAACGUCCAGAGUCCAACUGAGGAAGUCUGUUAGAGGAGGAGACUAAACCUGUGGAAACAUCUCACUGAUAUGUAGCUUCAGACUAAAAAUCAUCCAUGGUUCCUUCUCAGAACAUCAAGUUUCUCCAGGAACUUCUGCUCCACCGUCUCUGAUUUUCAGCUUAAAAUGUGGAUAUUUCUGAAGUUUGUCUUCACGUUUGAAGGGUUUGAUAUGAAAGAGAUGUUUGAGCAGAAGGAGGCUGAUGAUUAGAGAUGAAUCAUACCAGCAGGUGGAGGGAUUCUGGGUUUCUGUGGGUUUUUCAGACAUUUAAUCAGAAUUAAAGUUUAAAAAAAUUUAAAAAGUGCAUAAAUCUGGAGCUGAUGUUUGCUGCUACAGAAUUCUGAAAAACAAAUGUGUAAUAAAAGCUUCAUAAAGAGGCGACUUUGAGCAGAACCCUGAGGUUUGUCUGCAGUUCCACUUAGUUCAGUUUUAUUUUCUGAAAUAAACCAAACAUUAGUUCUAAUGUUGA
Messenger RNA from Amphiprion ocellaris (clown anemonefish), 4337 nucleotides. RefSeq names its product DNA excision repair protein ERCC-6-like. The coding region runs from base 117 to 3812 and encodes 1231 amino acids. The transcript is spliced from 5 exons. Gene Ontology annotation, molecular function: ATP binding; DNA translocase activity; protein binding. Lineage: Eukaryota; Metazoa; Chordata; Actinopteri; Pomacentridae. The record is from RefSeq and is a predicted model, not a curated record.